AGCUCGGGGACAUCCCUUUUCAAGGGAGAUUCUCACUGCUCCUUUGCCAAACAAUUUCAAGGAGACCAACUUGGUGUAUGAUGGGUCAUCUGAGCCAUCGAGGCAUGUGAGGACCUUUGCAAACAUGGUUGUGUUGCAUGGGUACUCUGAUUCUGUUUGUUGCAGGGCAUUUUUAUCGACCCUGCGUGGAGGAGCACUUGAUUGGUUUCAUCAGCUUCCCCUUGGGUCGAUCGUGAGCUUUGAGGACCUUACCGACAAGCUUAUCAAUCAAUAUUCAAGUGCGGUGGUGCAGGAGAAAACGUAUUUGACUCUGAUGGUAAUGAGGCAGGGGGAGAAGGAAUCAUUGAGGAAGUAUGUUGCUCGAUAUAACCAAACAUGUUUAGAGGUGCACUCAGAUUCGGACGAGGUGAAGGCGG
Striga hermonthica is the source of this 416-nucleotide messenger RNA. The record is from the annotation of a GenBank genome assembly. Lineage: Eukaryota; Viridiplantae; Streptophyta; Magnoliopsida; Lamiales; Orobanchaceae.